This is a messenger RNA of Mesitornis unicolor (brown roatelo), 2320 nucleotides long. RefSeq names its product FRAS1-related extracellular matrix protein 1-like. The record is from RefSeq and is a predicted model, not a curated record. The transcript is spliced from 11 exons. NCBI's taxonomy places the organism in Eukaryota, Metazoa, Chordata, Aves, Mesitornithiformes, Mesitornithidae. The annotation marks the transcript as partial.
GUGGGGAGAUUGGCCUGACUCCUUCCAUUGAGAUCUUAACCUUCAUUGUCUCCGAUGGUGAGGCUGGCCUCGAUGUGGAAGACUGCUGUUAUGAUGGACCUCUUCCUCCUCCAGUUCUGCUUCAUGAUCUAUUUCCAGUAUAUGACCUUAACAUCACUGUACUUCCAGUGGACAACCAGCCUCCAUCAAUUGAAACUGGUGCAAGGUUUGUGGUGGAGGAGGGCUCCUCAGCAGCCCUUACCACCUACCAUUUGUUUGCCGCUGACCCUGACACCACUGCAGAUGACUUAGAGUUUGUCUUGGUUUCUUCUCCUCAGUUUGGUUACAUUGAAAAUAUACUGCCUUCUCCUGGGUUUGAGAAGAGCAACAUUGGCAUAAGUAUAGCUUCAUUUCAGCUAAAGCACCUAAUAGCUCUGAACAUAAACUAUGUACAAGCCAGGCAUAUGCGAAUGGAGCCAACAGCAGACCACUUUGUAAUUUAUGCCACUGAUGGGCUGCAUCGCUCAGCAGAGACCCCAUUUUCCGUGCUGAUCAACCCUAUCAAUGAUGAAGUCCCAGAAUUCAUAACAAGGAAUAUUACUGUUCACGAGGGGGAAAUGAAAGAGCUGGACCUUUCUGUUAUCAACGCAGUUGAUCUGGAUGUGCCUCAAGACCGUUUGGUAUUUGGGGUUGUGCAGAGGCCCUGGCAUGGGUUCCUUAUUAAUGGAGUUCAUGGCAAUGAUAUUCUACACUAUAAACAGUUAAUUAAUCGUGACCACCACAGCCAUGGGUUACUUGUUCGUGACUUUUCCAUGGAGUUACUGAAGAAUGGAAUGAAGCUGAUGUACAUGCAUGACAAUUCGGAAAACCUCACUGACACCUUUAAAAUCCAGCUAUCAGAUGGGAAACAUAAAGUCCUCAGAACCAUUUCAGUAAAGGUCAUUCCAGUUAAUGAUGAGAAACCAAUGCUGAGCAAGAAGGAUGACAUACAGGUGAACAUGGGUGAAACUCGAAUAAUUUCUAGUGCUGUUCUGUCAGCGGAAGAUAAAGAUACCCCCAGGGAGAAAAUCUACUAUUUAUUUGAAAGAAUUCCAGAAAAUGGUCAGCUUCAGCUCAAGGUCAGCCAAGGCUGGAUGACUCUCCAAACUGGAAUGAAAUGCACUCAGAAAGAACUAGAUAUGAACCUUGUGAGAUAUGUCCAUACAGGAACUAUAGGGUCCAAGAACCGAGACAGCUUCACAUUUUAUCUAUGGGAUGGGUACAACAGAUCUCCAGUUGUGGACUUCUACAUAAAUAUCAAGGACAUGGAAAAGGGAGACAUUGCUGUUUUCAUAAAACCUCUUAGAGUGUCAAAAGGGGAUCGGGGCUACAUUACAACCAAUGUCCUCCUUGCACUGGAUGGUACUGACAAGCCAGAGGAGCUCCUUUAUGUGAUAACCUCCCCACCCCAAUAUGGGCAAAUAGAGUAUGUCAGCUAUCCUGGCAUCCCCAUUACGAGCUUCAGCCAAAUGGAUGUAGCAAGACAGAUAGUCUGCUAUGUUCAUAACACUAAGGCAGUUGUUCCUGAAGAUACAUUCAGAUUCAUCAUCAGCAACGGACUGAGGACUAAGCAUGGGACAUUCACGAUGUCUUUGGAGGCAGUCGACCAAGCUUUGCCCACGCUAUUUAGGAACACAGGGUUAAGAUUAGUGGAAGGGGCUACGGCACUCCUCUCUCCUGAUGUCCUGCAGCUUUCAGACCCAGACACUGCCAAAGAAAACCUUACCUUCCUCUUGGCUCAGCUUCCCCAGUACGGUCAUCUCUAUUAUCGGGGGUCUGUGCUACUGCACUACAAUUUCACCCAGCAAGAUGUGGACAACAGGGAUGUUGCAUACAAGCACCAAGGUGGACAUUCCCACACUGACAGAUUUACAUUUAUUGCAACAGACAGGACUAACCAAGGAUUCAUCAUGAAUGGAAGAGUGCAGAGCGAGCCAGUGGCAUUCACUAUUCAGGUGGAUCAUUUGGACAAAAUGGCACCAAAACCAGUUCAUCUCCAUUGCUUUUCUGAUGUGGAACUGCUGAAGAAUGGCAAUUACGGAAUCUAUAUUACUGCCAGGGCUCUGAAGGCAUCUGACCCCAAUACAGAAGAUGACAAUAUAAUUUUUAAGAUUUUACGAGGUCCUCAUCAUGGCUACCUGGAAAAUGUAACAACAGGUGGAUUUAUUCAGGAAUGGUUUAGCCAAAAGGAUUUAAACAGCAAAAUCAUACUUUACGUCAUCAAUCCAUCGCAGGAAGCGAACUCAGACAGCUUGGAGUUUCAAGUCACAGAUGCCAGUGGAAACUCUGCGGUGCCCCAAAG